CGAGGUUGAAGGCGAGCUGAGCUGAGCUGAGCCGAGCUCUAUGAAGUUUGCUGAGAAUUGAGAGCAAUGUUCAGGCUACGCAAGCAGAAGUCCGAUGACCAGCGAGAGCGAUUCGAUUUCCAGCUCUCCGACCUUCAGGCUCUUCAGGUACCAAAAGGACGGGACAAACUUUCUUUGUCCAUUAUCUCGUCGGACACAGGAAAAACCAUAAGAAGGUUGGAAAAAGCGCCAGUCUGGAAUGGAAAUUGUCAGUGGUCAGAGACCAUAUCAGAAUCAAUCUGGAUACCAAAGUGCGAUGGCCCAAAAGAUGUUGAAGGAUGCCUGUUUAAGUUUGUUGUCUCGAUGGGAUCAUCUAGAUCCGGUAUCCUUGGAGAGGCGUCAGUCAAUCUGGCAAACUAUAUUAGCUCAAAAGCUUCUGUUCCUGUUUCGUUACAGCUGAAGAAAUGCAAUCAAGGAACGAUUUUACAAAUGAAAAUACAUUGUUUAACUCCAAAGACGAGGGAUGACUGGAAAGAUUCAAAUUCAUUACUUGAUGAGGCAAGCAUUGACUAUGACGACGUGGAAAACAAAUCUGAUGUAUCUGACAGUAUUUUCCUCCGCAGUGCUGGAUCUUCGUCUAGUAAUUAUAUGGAUAGUCCAUCUCAUCCAGAAGAAUUUGGAAAAAAGGGAACGACGUUCUCACAAUCAGGUUCGCGUCAAAGCUUCGACUCUUUGGAGGAAUCAUUUGGCAGGAAAAAUUUGUCCCCCAGGAACCAUCUAAUUGGGGAUACUGACAGUUUUAUUGGACGACAGGAUUCAACUGGAUCAAAUACUGGCUCCGCUUAUGGCUCCAACUCCUGUGAUAUUCGUGCUAAAUCAAACAACUCCUCAUUCAAUUCAAAUGUCCGGAGAUCAGGACGUUCUUUGGAAAAGGAAAAUGGAGAGUUCCGUCGAUUUUCACAGCCCUCCAUGUCACCCUUGCGCAGUGGGGGUUCAUCCAAAGAGCUGCUUGAAGCUGUAGAAGUCACAGUAGAGGAACAUAGGGCAGAAGCUAGGAUGUGGGAGAAAAAUGCCCGAAAGCUGAUGGUUGACAUUGAAAAAGUGCGAAGGGAGUUAUUGAACCAGUCUGAGCACCAAGAAACUCUUAAGUUGGAACUUUCUGCAUCACAUAGAGAGUGCCACAGCCUAAAGCAGGAAAUAGAGCGGCAAAAAAUUCUACUAGAAGAUUUGAUGAUGAAACAAACAGCAAUGGACAGUUUGAAGUUACAAGAAAAAGCUGCGGACAAUUUCCAGAAAGAGCUGGAAGAAGAAAUGAAGUUCCAAAAGGAGACAAAUGCCGAUUUGGCUUUACAACUAAAGAAAACUCAAGAAUCCAAUAUUGAGCUUGUGUCCGUUCUUCAGGAAAUGGAAGAUACCAUAGAGAAACAGAAAAUGGAAAUUGCAGAUCUUUUAUCUGCAAAAUCAGAAGUCAAUUUAAGUGAAAAUGUUUCCACUGAGGAGAUAAAAUCGUAUGAUGCACACACACCUGAUACUGUGUUUGCACAACCCACUAGUGAUGUGUUUACACAUUUUCAUCUGGAUGACACCAAAAGUUUUAACCUCUGGCAACCAAGGUUUAUGGAGAAACAGAACUCGGAAAGUGCCAUGAAAUUUCUGCAACCGAUGUCGGAGAAGAAAGGAGGUAGCGAGAUUGACCAAGAUUGCAAGACCAAAACAAUGGUUGAAUGUGAGGCAGAAUGGAGAAAUAAAUCGACUCUGAAUGAGGUGGAGAUCGUGAGCAUAAAAGAAAUGUCACCUGAAGCACUCGAUUCUCAAGUCUUUGAGGAAGUCAAUUAUGAAGAUGCAAGUGAUACCAAUCUGAGAAAGGAAAUUCAAUCUUUAAAGUUGAAGGUGCAGGAGCUUGAGAAAGACUGCACUGAACUUACAGAUGAAAACCUGCAGCUAAUAUUUAAGCUCAAAGAUUUGCACCCUCAGAACAUGGCUGCUGCUUCAAAUAUCGUCCCAGAUGGCAGCAAAGGAAUUGAAAGUUGUCAGUUAGAAAUAACCAGACUGAAUUCAAUAGUAUCCAAGCUUCAGGAGGAACUAAAGGAGAAGGAAAUUCUCUUCGAAGAAUUAUCUUGUGACCAUAAGGGGUGCAUUUAUUUCCGGGAUAAAUGUGCUGACCUGGAGUUGCAGUUGCAGUCUCUCAAAGAUAAAGGUUCUCUUUUUUAUGUUGAACCAUGCAAAGCUUGCACAAGAGCAGAAGACAAGGAAAUUGAGAUUGCAGCAUUGCAUCAGCAGUUGGAGCAUUAUCAAGAACAGCUUCAGCUUUCAGCAAUCACUGCACAGCAGCUGCGGAAGCGAUAUGCUCUUUGUAUGCCUCAAAAUGUUGUAGGUAAUUAUGCUAUAGAUUAUCUAGACAUGCUACAGAGUACAUAUAGUAGUGACCCAAAAAAACAAGAUGAUGAUAUGCUGAACAAGCUUGCGCAUUUAAAAAAAUUAAUCGAAAUAAGAAUUGGAGUCUGCAAGGAUGAAGAGUCGGAAAAAGAAGACGCCAGGCCAAGAACCAUGAGUGGAGAUGGAGCCGGGGAAGACCUUCCUCUCUAUGACUUGAAAGAAGACACUGUCUUGACUCUUGAUGAGGAACUCAGAGCUCUUCACAUUGAACUGGAAUCGAGACUUAGAGAUUUGAGUGAGGAAAUGCUGGAAAACUUUUUUGAGAUGGACAAGUUGAAGGCGGACAACAUAGUCAAGACGGAAGAGGUCAAGAUUCUACAGCAUCUACAAAAGGAGUUGGAGACUCGGUUAUAUAAUUUUGAGCAGGCAAAUUCGAAGGUGGAUAGUAACAUGAAAGUUAUUGAAAGAGGUAGUGAUGGCGACUGCAGCUUUUGUCCUUCGCAUGAAGACAAGAUGGUUCAUGCUAGCAGCAUGGGUCCACAGGUUUCAGCUGACAAGGUUAUUGGAAAAUUGUCAGAGCUAGAGAGUGAAAAAAAUGAGCUUGAAAUUCAUUUAUCAGAACUAGAAGAAGAAAACAUACGGCUAUCUGAAAGGAUAUGUGGCCUGGAAGCUCAACUACAAUAUUUGACUGAUGAAAGGGAGUCAAACCGUUUGGCAAUACAGUUUUCUGAAUCUCAAUCAUCAAAUUUCCAGAGUGACGUGAAGAAAUUGGAAACUGAGAUGGAAGCACAGAAGGCUACUACAAAACAAAGGUUACAAGAAAUUCAUAAGCAGUUACUAGAAGCUCAAGAAGAGUGUAGGUAUCUAAAAGUUGCAAAUACGAAAGUGCAGGCUACUGCUGAAAAUCUUAUCGAGGAAUGCAGCUCGCUUCAGAAAUUAAACAGAGAGUUGAGAAAGCAGAACAUAGAGUUGCAUGAGCACAUUACAUUCUUGGAAGCAGAACUUAGCGAAUCCAACAACGCCUUUUCUCAUCUUUCAAAUGAAAUUGAAGUUUUAGAAGAAAAUUUUGAUUCCUUGCUGGAAGAAAGCGCCUUGAAAGAUAAAGCCCUAAAUUCUGAACUCAAUGCACUUCUUCUUGAAAACAGGAGACUGGAUAACAUUUUUAUUCAGGAAGCCAGAACAGACACUGUUAAGGAUUCUGAAGAGGAAACUGAACAUCCAGGAAGUAUAGUUAAUAACAUCCAGUUGGAUGAAGCAAAGGUACUAGGCCUUAUUGGGGAGCUAGCAUCUUCCAAGCAAAACCAGGAAGUUUUGAUGGCUGACCAUCAAAAGCUGGUAACUUUGCUUGAAGAUGUAAAAUCUAAUGAAAGCAAACUGAGAAAUGCUGCUAGAAGAUUCGAGAUGAAACUAAAAGCUUCUGAGUAUGAGAGAGUGCAGCUUGUGGAAGAGAUCUCCUGCCUUAAGGUUCAGCUACAGAAGAUAGAACUGCUUCAGAAUGAAGUUUUGGCUCUUAAGAGAACAAUCAGCGAGACCACGUUUGAAAAGGAAAGGCUGGAAACCUCACACCAUGUAUUACUGGCAGAUUUUGAAGAAAUGAAAGCGGAGAGAGAGUCAUUUGUCGAGAAGAUCUCAACUAUGCAGAAGGCUUUGUCCGAACUAGAAGAAUGCAAACAUGCUAAAGUUGCCCUUCAGGAAAGGAUCUUACGCCUUGAGGGAGAUUUAACUGCCAGAGAAGCUUUAUUUGCCCAAGAAGCUGAGCUGAAAAAUGAGGUUGCUCGGAUUAAGAGAUCUUAUAGCCAGCUCCAAAGGAGAAUGAAGUGCCUGGAAGAAGAGAAAGAAGAGUGCCAGAAGAGUGCUCGAGCGGUGCAGGAGCAGGCGAAACAUAUGAAGGAAGUAGGACCCGAUAGAUGCAAGCCUGGCAAUACAAGUGGUCUUCCUGUUAGCCACGUAGUGAAGCCACCACUGAAUUUCCAGAUGAGUGAAGUGCGACAAAAGCAGUCACCUGCAGAAGUUAUUCAAGGGCAAAGCUUUCCUGAUGAUCAAGGGCAUCUAGAAGUAGAUCAACUCCGCGAAGAGAAAAAUCAAAGGAGAAAGUACGCAGAUGAACUAGAUCUAUCAUUGAAGAUCUCAUUUCUUCAGAAUGAGCUGGCUGAGGUUUUAGAGGCCAACGAUAUGUAUAAAAUGCAGCUUAAGAGUUUGUUGUCCACGAAAGCAAACGAUCACUUGGAUAUGCCAAAAAUCACGACAGAAGAUGCAUUGCUGGAGAUACAACCGGGGCAGGACAAAUCAUCACUUGAGGAAGAGUUGAUACAUUUACGGGAGAGCUACCUGCACAUGAGCCUCAGAUAUGCAGAGGCAGAGGCUCAGCGCGAGGAGCUCGUGAUGAAACUCAAGGCAAGAAAUGCCGAAAUGAACUAAGCCAGGAACGUGCUUUUGGGUGAAGUUUGUCCUCUCUCUUGACCCAUUUGCUGCUAAUUUUGGAUCAAGUAUUCAUAGUCACCAGGUUAACACAAUUUCUUCACAUACAAGGAAACAAUUGAUGUAGCAUUUGUUCAGGAUAACAAAUAGAUACAUGUAUAGGAACAGUGCAUUAGUAAGGUAUAGAAGAGAUUACAGGAGAGUUCUAGAGACAGUUUCCUUCUGUUGUUAUAGUUUGAAGUCCCACAGUGACGGUGAUAUAUGUAAGUUGGCAAAUUGCAAUUCAAUUGUAGCAUAACGCAGACUUCAUUCUCCAAA
Syzygium oleosum is the source of this 5091-nucleotide messenger RNA. RefSeq lists its product as uncharacterized. Lineage: Eukaryota; Viridiplantae; Streptophyta; Magnoliopsida; Myrtales; Myrtaceae. The transcript is spliced from 9 exons. Bases 67 to 4773 code for a protein of 1568 amino acids. The record is from RefSeq and is a predicted model, not a curated record.